Messenger RNA from Echinops telfairi (small Madagascar hedgehog), 6829 nucleotides. RefSeq names its product dystrophin related protein 2 (gene DRP2). The transcript has 24 exons. The record is from RefSeq and is a predicted model, not a curated record. NCBI's taxonomy places the organism in Eukaryota, Metazoa, Chordata, Mammalia, Afrosoricida, Tenrecidae. Gene Ontology annotation, biological process: synaptic signaling. Gene Ontology annotation, molecular function: zinc ion binding; protein binding. Gene Ontology annotation, cellular component: plasma membrane. The coding region runs from base 158 to 3016 and encodes 952 amino acids.
GUAUCUUUGCCUGAGGUUGGAACGAUGCUAGGCAGCCCAGGCCCAGCCUCCCAGCUUCCAGCAGCCGUUUGCUUCUCAGACCUGACGGAAUCAGAAGGUGCCUAUGCCCAACGGUGGGUGACCUGCCCAUCCUCACCCCCAAUGAGCUUUUGUUCUGAUGCAACCUAUGGUCAUGCAGGGAUGCCCUUACACCUUCCCACGAUGUCAUGAGUGGCGGGCAGCCGAGCAGUUCCAUCACAGACGAAGCCUCAGGAGCGCCUGCCCCCCGCCUCAGGUUAGAGCUGCUGCCACUGUCCCUGUGCCUCCUCAGGAUGGUGCUAGGGUUUCCCGCCUAAGCCCAACGCUGUUUAACGGUGCCUGCAGCCCCCUGGAGCCGGCAGCCAUGAAUCUGUGCUGGAAUGAAAUAAAAAAGAAGUCUCACAACCUCCGGGCUCGCCUAGAGGCCUUGGCAGACCAUAGUGGCAAGCUCCAGCUCCCUCUCCAAGAGAUCAUUGACUGGCUCAGCCAAAAGGAUGAAGAGUUGUCAGCUCAGCUGCCCCUACAAGGGGAUGUGGCCCUGGUGCAACAGGAGAAGGAGACCCAUGCGGCCUUUAUGGAAGAAGUUAAGUCUCGAGGUCCCUAUAUCUACUCUGUGCUAGAGUCAGCUCAAGCCUUCCUGUCCCAGCAUCCUUUUGAAGAAUUAGAGGAGCCUCGUUCUGAGCGUAAAGAUACUUCCCCCAGAAAACAGAUUCAGAAUCUUAGCCGCUUUGUGUGGAAGCAGGCAACCGUGGCCAGUGAACUGUGGGAGAAGCUGACAGCACGCUGUGUGGACCAGCACCGUCACAUUGAGCGUACCCUAGAACAGCUCAUGGAGAUCCAGGGGGCAAUGGAAGAAUUAAGCACUACUCUGACCCAGGCCGAGGGAGUCCGAGCUACGUGGGAGCCCAUUGGGGAUCUCUUCAUCGAUUCACUCCCAGAGCAUAUCCAGGCUAUUAAGCUCUUCAAAGAAGAAUUCUCCCCCAUGAAAGAUGGAGUAAAGUUGGUUAAUGAUUUGGCCCAUCAGCUUGCUAUUUCUGAUGUACACUUGUCACUGGAGAAUUCCCGGACUCUGGAGCAGAUCAACAUCCGGUGGAAACAGCUACAGGCAUCAGUUACUGAGAGACUGAAGCAGCUGCAGGAUGCCCACCGGGACUUUGGGCCAGGAUCACAGCACUUCCUCUCCUCCUCCGUCCAGGUUCCCUGGGAAAGAGCAAUCUCACCCAAUAAAGUUCCUUACUACAUCAACCAUCAGGCCCAAACCACAUGCUGGGACCAUCCCAAGAUGACGGAGUUAUACCAAACCCUAGCGGAUCUGAACAACAUUAAGUUCUCAGCAUAUCGCACUGCCAUGAAGCUACGCAGAGUCCAGAAGGCACUGCGCCUGGACCUUGUAACGUUAACCACGGCCCUGGAUAUCUUCAGUGAGCAUGAUCUGCAGGCCAGUGAGCAUGUGAUGGAUGUGGUGGAGGUCAUUCAUUGCCUCACUGCUUUAUAUGAGCGACUGGAGGAAGAAAGAGGCAUCCUGGUCAACGUGCCACUGUGUGUGGACAUGAGCCUCAACUGGCUCCUCAAUGUUUUUGACAGUGGUCGCAGUGGCAAGAUGCGGGCAUUGUCCUUUAAGACUGGCAUUGCAUGCCUGUGUGGCACAGAAGUAAAGGAAAAACUUCAGUACCUCUUCAGCCAAGUGGCCAACUCAGGCAGCCAGUGUGAUCAACGCCACCUUGGUGUCCUGCUUCAUGAGGCCAUUCAAGUGCCCCGUCAACUGGGUGAAGUGGCGGCCUUCGGAGGCAGCAACGUGGAACCCAGUGUCCGUAGUUGCUUCCGUUUUAGCACUGGGAAGUCAGUCAUCGAAGUUUCCCAGUUCCUGGAGUGGGUCAACUUGGAGCCCCAGUCGAUGGUGUGGCUGGCUGUUCUGCACCGAGUCACCAUUGCCGAGCAAGUAAAACAUCAGACCAAGUGCUCUGUCUGUAGGCAGUGCCCCAUCAAAGGCUUCAGGUACCGGAGUCUGAAGCAAUUUAAUGUGGACAUCUGCCAGACCUGCUUCCUGACAGGCAGGGCCAGCAAAGGCAACAAGCUACACUACCCCAUCAUGGAGUAUUAUACCCCGACAACAUCCAGUGAGAACAUGAGGGACUUUGCCACCACCUUAAAGAACAAAUUCCGCUCCAAGCAUUAUUUCAGCAAACAUCCUCAACGAGGUUAUCUGCCGGUACAAUCAGUCCUGGAGGCUGACUACAGCGAGACGCCGGCUUCUUCCCCGAUGUUACCACACGCUGACACACACUCUCGAAUUGAACACUUUGCCAGCAGACUUGCUGAGAUGGAAAGUCAAAAUUGCUCCUUCUUCAAUGACAGCCUGUCCCCAGAUGACAGCAUAGACGAGGACCAGUACCUGCUCCGGCACUCCAGCCCCAUCACAGAUCGGGAACCAGCCUUUGGGCAACAGAUCCCGUGCAGCAUGGCCACAGAAAGCAAGGGAGAGCUAGAGAAAAUCCUGGCCCACUUAGAAGAUGAGAACCGGAUUCUCCAGGGAGAGCUGAGACGGCUGAAAUGGCAGCAUGAGGAGGCGGCUGAGGCCCCUGCCCUGACUGAGGCCUCUACUGACCACGACCACCGCAAUGAGGAGCUUCUGGCCGAGGCCAGAAUCCUUCGACAACACAAGAGCCGCCUGGAGACGCGCAUGCAGAUCCUGGAGGACCACAACAAGCAGCUGGAGUCCCAGCUGCAGCGCUUAAGGGAGCUGCUCUUGCAGCCACCCAGUGAAUCCGAUGGCAAUGGCUCUGCAGGCUCGUCCCUCGCUUCCUCCCCACAGCAGUCAGAAGUCAGUCACGCCCACGAGAAGGAACAAACCACUCCGGACACAGAGGCUGCAGAUGACGUGGGGUCAAAGAGCCAAGAUGUCAGCCUGUGCUUGGAAGAUAUCAUGGAGAAGCUCCGUCAUGCCUUCCCCAGUGUGCGAAGCUCUGAUGUGACUGCCAACACCCUACUGGCCUCUUGAUGGAACAAGUUCCUUAUCCUGUAGUCCUCACUCCUCUCUUGGUUCUGGUCAAAGCCUUCCCUCUGUCUUCACCCAACCUUUCGAGUUCCCAAUAGCCCGGCAGGCAGAAACAGGGAUAUGGAGUUAUGUGAGGUGGGAGUGGUAGAAGCUGGGAAAGGGGCACAUGAUCCCCUGACUCUAGAAAUAUGCCCUUUAAUCCUCAAGCUUGAGACUUGUCCCUUGAGUAUACUUCUGUUGCAGCCCAGGCAAAUGGCACUUGGUAGCCAUUCAGAUAGGGAGCAAAGAAGUUGUCUUGCAAACUUUAUCUCCCUUCUCCACAGAGAUAAAAAUGCCUAAUGGCUCUGGGGUGCUAGCAUACUGAAUGCACAGGGGUUAGCCCUACUCUUUGGCCUAAUUCAUGCGGAGGGUCAAACGAGUAUCUUUUGAGGCACUCUUCCAAGUGCCCCUGAAAAAGUCUGUGACAGUACAUGUCAUCUUACUUCAGUUCCAGGACAUAUCGCUAGCCAUCCUGUUGCUAUUUAGAUCUUGUCUUUCUUCUUUUAGUAUCUUCAGUUCCUUCUGCGUCACUGACUGAAGACCUUCCUCAAAAGGGUAAACAAUCCAUUCCACUUCCACUUCACAUUUGGAAACAUUGAAGAAAGGCUUCUGGGUAUAACUUAUUCCCCCUCUUGAUCCUUAGUAAGUUUUAAUUUUGUUUUGGUCCCCUCCCCACCCCCACACCCCCGGAGAGACCUGCUAGACUUGUCCUAGGAACCCAGCCAAAGUUAUCCUUUGUUCUGAGUCUGCUAUCAUCGAUCUAGGAGAGGACUGAUAGCUAGCUCAAGGAGAGGGCCUUGCUCUCCUUGGGCAGAGAAUGGAAAGCCAACCCCUAUCCAGGAGGAGGAUGACUACCCAAUACCCUCAUUGGUGGGGUCCCAUCAGUCUCUUACUCUGAAUCAGAUGGGGUGGCUGAUUGCCCUCGGAUAAGCAUAUAGUCGAUGUAGCCAGUCAUCCUGAGCAGUGGCCUCUUCCAAGGCGCCACUGGCCACCAAUCAAGAAGCAGGUCACUUUCCUGAAAUACUCAAACCACAACAAGAUGUUCCUUUAAAUAACCCCACCCCCUGCCCCCCAAUUCUAGAAGGUAAACCUGCCCGCAAACAGAACUAACUCUUCUUUGGCGAUAUAUACCAUGACCCCUUUAUCCAAAAACUAUUCAUUGUAGAUAGGGGAGGAGGGUGGGAACUUUUAACAGCGUUAGAACCCACAUAGACAGCUUCUAUCAAGAGGAGCUUUAUAACCUAGAACCCUACAAUUGACUUAUUUUUCCUAGGGUUAUAGACAUACAUACAUAUCUAUUCUACAUGUCUACUUUUCAGCAGUACUCUGCACAUUAAAUUCUAAUACUUCUUAAAACAUUAAUGUUCUGCCUUGCUCUUUGUUAGCCCCAGCCUCUGGUUGGACAGGUAGAUGCAUCUUGGGGAAAUUCCAUCCAGGGAUGUCCCCUUAAGAUGUCUCUCUCCAAGAUGUUUGGGGUGGGUUGUUCUUACAAGCAAAGCAACAGAAGCUUGUGGCCAACAGAGGAACUUAACAGGAAAAAUCCAUUUGUUCUCUUUCCUUUCUCCAAAUCUCAUUUCCUUGAGACAUGGGCCUUGGAUGCCUUUUCCUGGACUCCUCUAAACAAUGGUUCUGGUGCCAAGAUAGACCAUAUUAAAGCUUCGCACACCCAACACACACAGGCCCUUAUUAUUAGACUGUCACGCUGAAACACGGAAUAGAUACAUAUUUUAGCCUUUUCCAAUUCCUGAGGUUUGGCCUAGGGACUUCACUAGCAAUGGUUGCCACGAAGGUCAGGGGAGCAUGGAAUAGGUGGGUUACUGCGUUAUAAUCAAUUACUAGAUGUUUCUGCUGCAGGGCCGGGAGGGCAGUAGCUUGAGUCCAGAAGCCUCAGCUGCACUAAACAACAGGCCCAGGGAGUCGGACCUCAGGUCACAUCUACCUUAGAGUUCAUGAGGAAUCUGGGUGGGAGAGCCGGAUAUCUGGAUGAUGGGCGGGCAUGAAAAACAGAACCCGUGCAUUGGACAAGGUGGGUUUUAUUUGCAAGGGCCUAAAUUGUGAGCAGGAGUAGAAUGGGAGACUUUUGCUGUAACAUAGAAGGAUCCGGGACUUUGAAGCCUGUGCUUGCCUUAUCUAAUCCUCAGAAUGGAUAUUAUGGAACAAUCUUUUAUCAGGAAGGCUCUAAAAAAUCGUUUCCAUAACCCCCUACUCCACCCCAGAGAUCUUGUGCUGCUGGGACCCUGUGGCAACUGCUGUGGGUCAGGCAUGGUAGAAACGAUGUAGAUCUUGUUAUGUAGGAUUUGUGCUGUAGGUGGACUGAAGUAGCAGGUCAUAGACUCAAGCGUUGACCUUUCGCUAACAAGGGUCACCAAGACUGUGGCCCUGGAUUUACCUCCAUACCUGAGAUGUAUAUUCCUGAAGGGUCCAGUGAUGAUCACUGCAGCAUGUGUGGGCAGUUGGCCCGCAGUGAGGACCCUUGGGUGAUGUGAAUUCAAAUUCGAGUAGGAUUUACUGACAUGUCUUGUAUGUUGUUAGGCAUCUGUUGUGUAUCAUGUCGCCUAGAGGUGUUGUGUGUGAUGCUGUAUAGUUUAGUGCCUUGUACUGGAAAGAUGGUGAUGGGGGCUGCUGAGUAGCCCAAGGAAACCUUCGAAAUGGUGAGCUUAGCAUCUGUGAUCAAGAAUGUUUUGCUGGAGUUGUUGACAACGAAUAAUCAGUGAAGAGUUAGGACUGAUAGACAAUUUAUUCUUGACUGGAUCCAAUAGAAGCCAAAAGCUAUUGUGGAGUGCAGCUUCUCCCAAUUAGAGCAGAGUGGAAUGAAGUUGACUGAGGCUUUGUCAAGAAAAGCUGACUGGCGGAAGGACAUCGGUUGCAGGAUGGUUCCCUAGGAAAGGCCCUACCCAGGAGCGCAUGUGCCCUUCCCUCAGGAAUGAGAAGGCUGGAAUCAACUCUCAAGAGCCCAUUGCCCUCAAAAUCCCAACUUUCGAAAAGUUCCCUCCAGAGAAACCUCUGGGUCUCUGGUGCUCUUAAAACUGGGCUGACAGACAACGGUAAUGAGAAACCCUGGGGCCAAAAGAGCCCAGUUCUGGGAGACAUUUCCCAUCUGGAUUCAUCUUUAGGAAUACCUAUGCCGGCUGUGGUAUGUGCUUGGGGGCUACGCUGCAUGUACAGUAAUAGUCUAGAACAGUCCUUGAAUUUGAAUUCUCAAGGGCAGAAACAUAGCCUCUGGCCUCAGGGACAAUUUUAGGCCCAGAAUCCCAUCACAUUUCUCUUGGCAUCAGUGACAGAUAACAACAACAAAAGUAGCUCUGCCUCAAGAACUGCCCAGAAAGAGAAACUGGGCCUGCGCACUAGGGCCGUUAAGAUUACACACCUGAGUCAGGCAACUUUAUCUCUGGGCCUCCCUGCCAAAAUCUAGCUCUGGAAACAAAAGACUAUUUCAGCUCCUUUUCACUCUUUUGAAAUCAAUGGUGAUGGGAGAGGGAAAGGCUCAAGGUCAGAGCCCAGCUUCCAGCCUCUAUCUCUUCCCACAGCAGCUCCCACAGGAAGGGACCUGCAGUGUCCUUGUGGUCUCCGCGGCAGUAUGGAGGCCAGCCUGAAUCUGGCUCUGCUGCUUGCUGUCUGCCAGAACAGGUCAUGAGGACGGGAGUCUAGAAAAGUAUAGGAUGAAGGGGCUGGGGCUGGGAACACAUUGGUUAAUAUUGGUUGCCACUCACUGUGGUGCUUUCCCCCUUUUCCUUUAAUUCUGCUUUGAAAAGAAUAAAUUUGUAUUUGUUUACUUUG